Saccostrea cuccullata (small rock oyster) is the source of this 1651-nucleotide messenger RNA. RefSeq lists its product as uncharacterized. The transcript has 2 exons. The coding region runs from base 302 to 1651 and encodes 449 amino acids. Gene Ontology annotation, biological process: DNA recombination; DNA integration. Lineage: Eukaryota; Metazoa; Mollusca; Bivalvia; Ostreida; Ostreidae. Gene Ontology annotation, molecular function: DNA binding. The record is from RefSeq and is a predicted model, not a curated record.
CUAUUAUUAUUAUACUUUCAUGUUAAAUACUAAAAUCUGAUUGGUUUAGACGCAGUUAACAAUCCGUUCGAUUACCCUGAGCCUUAGCAACACACCUGACAACGGGUAACACAACGGUAAUGCCACAUGCGUUGAAAUUAUGCGCGUACGGUUCACCGUAGAAUUCUCAAUAUGUCUGAAGAAGUCAGUUGUGCGUUUGAAGACAAGCGAUUAUUGUGACAUUUUCAAAGCUUGCGCCUAAAUACGACUGAAUAAAAUCAACAGACGAUAGAAAGCCUGAAAGGUUCGACCAGAAAUAAAAAUGUUCGCGGAUGUAGAGGAGUCUGAAAUAACAAAAUUAUUAGAUGACAAAGAUUCCGUAAGUACUAAGCGCACCAUAAAACGAUCCGUUAAUCUUUUCCGCACCUUCCUGAUGGAAAAAAGAGGAAGCGGGGAAUUCGAAGGUCUCUCUAAAGAAGAACUCAAUGAAAACCUAAGACUUUUUUAUGUUUCCAUUAGGACAAAAGCAGGAACUAGUCUAAAAGUUAGUUCUUUGAACAACAUAAAAUAUGGCUUGUUUAAGUAUUUGAAGGACACUUGCAAAAUUGAUGUGGACGGUCCAGAAUUUAACGAGUCAAAACAAGUUUACAAGGCAGCCCUCACAGACAUGAAAAAGAAGGGAUUUGGAUCCGUGGAUCACAAACCACCAAUUUCCACAGAGGACUUAAAAAAACUGUAUGAUAGUGAGAGUAUUGUAUUCAAUGUUAAUACACCAUGUGGAUUACAAAACAAAGUAUGGUUUGAUUUGAUGUUCUACUUGUGCAGACGAGGUCGGGAGAACUUACGAAAAAUGACCAAAAAAACGUUUGGAAUUGAUACUGAUGCAACUGGGAGAGAAUUUGUGUACCAGGCAAUUGAUGAAGCGGACAAAAAUCAUGGAUCCAAUGCAACACCAGACGAAACAAUUGGAGAAGCAAGAAUGUAUGCACAACCUCAAUCAGGAGAUAUGUGCCCAGUGAUUACAUUUAAAAAGUAUUUGUCAAAGCUACACAAGAAAUUAGAAGCAUUGUGGCAGCGUCCAUUAGAGGCUUUUUCAGAAGAAAACGAAACAUGGUACUGCAGAUCUCCAGUAGGAAAGAACACUCUGGCUUGUCUUAUGUCUGAAAUUUCAAAGAAAGCUAACUUGUCCCGCUUAUACACAAACCACUCUAUACGCGCCACAGUAAUAACGGCGAUGGAUGACGCCGGCAUAGAGGCCAGACAUAUCAUGCGUGCUUCGGGGCACAAAAACGAAUCAUCAAUUCGAAGCUAUGCAUGUCGUCUAAAUGAGAACAAGAAAAGAGAAAUGUCCGAUUGCCUUAGCUCAGCUUUGGGAACUGUUACAUGUAAUAAGUACCUUGCUACUGAAUCCCGUAGUGAUCAAGAAAAUUCGCUGGCUAAUCUAAUAGAAGAGGAUCCGCUGGCUAAUCUAACAAAAACGGAUCUUGAUGAAAUUUUUAAUAACUCCACAUUUGAAGAAAUUUCAUCCAGCAAUUACGUUACUUGUGAGAAACAAGAAAUUAGCGUUUUGAGAGCUCAAAGUUCUAACAUUAUCCCACAACUACCAGGGAUUCAAAUUUGUCCAAAUCUGAAUAACUGUACUGUAAAUUUCAAUUUCUACAAUCAAAAAUGA